This is a messenger RNA of Laetiporus sulphureus 93-53, 589 nucleotides long. RefSeq lists its product as uncharacterized. The record is from RefSeq and is a predicted model, not a curated record. The transcript is spliced from 3 exons. Lineage: Eukaryota; Fungi; Basidiomycota; Agaricomycetes; Polyporales; Laetiporaceae. Bases 25 to 405 code for a protein of 126 amino acids.
CUUGCAUCAUCUUGCAUCGCACACAUGUCGAACACUACUGGCGACAGUCUUGGCAGCACGUUAGGUGAGAAAGUGAAGGGCGCAUGGAACGUGAUUGAAGGUGCCGGUGACUCUCUCCGAGGCAGCAUUAUGGAUUUUGUCGACUCGGCGACCGGCUCCGAUGGACACCAUGCGGAAACAGAUAUUGGCAAGCAGAAAAUGCAAGAGGGACUUGCAGAGUUGAGGGGCGAUCCCAAGGCGGUCCCCGCUACUGGCACCCAGGCGACGGACACGAAGACGACUCCGCUGCCGCCGCCCGCUCGUAGCACCGAUGCAACGGACACUGGUGCCACUGGCACUACGGCUACGACCGGACAUGAUACAACUAGUGCCAUCAGGAGUACUGGCAAAGGCAUUGCUCCGUGAAUGUCAAUGUUCUGGGAGUUCUUUGGACGGUCCACCGAGCUCACGAUGAAUUGACGCGCCGUGGAUGUCAGAUUGUUGCUUUCCACUGCUACUCUUCGUGUUGGUCCAGUGUGUAAACAUAUCCCAUUUUGAAUACGAGGUGUCAUCAAGGUGAACUGUAAAUGUCAGCGGCGGAUACUUCAAC